AUGUCCUUCCCUCUCCGUUCUGCAGGAGUACCAACACAACCACUGUCGGAGGCGCUGACGGAUGCGGGGAGGUUCGCUUACUGCGGGUUGGUGACGUCGGCGUUGUGUCACCUGUUCACCGACACUACCCCCGACACCGACAACUCUGCCGACACCGACUUCGCCCUCACCACCCUCGCCAGGCUGACUCGGCACCUGGGUCUACCGCAGCAGGUGCGGGAGGUGAUGGAAGUGACGGCCCGGGGGGAGGUAGAGCCCAGCCCCAGCAGCAGUUAUGUGGCCAUCCUGAAGGAGGAGCCGCCUCUCGCCCGCUCCCGCGUCCCCGUCGUUCAGGACCUCGUCAUGUUCGCCGUCCAGGGAGGGAUUCAGGCAGGUUGCUACGACGCCAGGAUCCGGGUACUGAUCACCCACGUCACCUGCCUCCUGCACGUGAGCGUCGACCUGCUGGAGAUGUACGAGGAGUCAGUGCUGGAGUACCUCACCAUGGAGCAGAACCCUGUUACUGAGGAGGAAGAACGGGAAACGGCCAAACGUGACCGCUACAAGAAGAUCAAGCGCUACACAGCCAUAGGUUUAGCCACCCUUGGUGGAGGAGCUGUCCUGGGCCUCACAGGCGGACUGGCAGCCCCGUUUAUUGGUGCUGGUCUUUCAAGCUUUAUUGGGGCAGGUGGAAUGGCAGCUCUGUCUUCAACUGCAGGCGUGGCUGUGGUAGGAUCCAUGUUUGGUGCAGCAGGUGCAGGCCUUACAGGAUUUAAAAUGCAAAAGCGCAUUGGAGACAUAGAAGAAUUUGCCUUCGAUUACCUGACUGAUGGAAGUCACCUACAUAUUACUAUUGCUAUUUCUGGUUGGCUUACAAAAGAAGGAACAGAGGAAUUCAGUAAACCUUGGAAGAUUUUAUACCAUUCCCGAGAGCAGUACUGUUUACGAUAUGAGUCCCAGUACCUGCUGGAACUUGGACAGGCCAUGGACUACCUCCUCCAGUUUGCACUUUCCAUGGCUGUUCAGGAGACACUCAAAUAUACCAUCCUAGCAGGUAUCAUCUCUGCAAUCACAUGGCCAACAUCACUUCUUACCCUGGCAUCUGUGAUUGACAACCCCUGGGGUGUGUGUUGCCGAAGAUCAGCUGAGGUGGGUAAGCAGCUGGCCGAGGUGCUUUAUCAGCGACAACAUGGCAAGAGACCAGUGACACUCAUAGGAUUUUCACUUGGAGCACGAGUAAUCUAUUACUGUCUUCAGGAGCUUAGCCGUCGUAAAGGUACUGCAGGUAUAAUUCAAGAUGCCAUACUCCUUGGUGCUCCAGUGCCUGGAAAUCCCAAAGAAUGGCAGAAAUUUAGAAAUAUUGUGUCGGGACGAAUCAUCAAUGGAUACUGUCAGGGAGAUUGGCUUCUACGCUUCCUCUACCGCUCAUCAUCAGGAACUAUACGUAUUGCAGGACUGAUCCCAAUUGAUUGGCAAGAUCGAAGAAUGUUUAACUUUGAUUUGUCUGAUAUUGUCACUGGUCACAUGGACUAUGCCAAAAAAAUGGGCACCAUUCUUCGAUUGUUAGGAAUUCGAACACGAGAUCCCAUCAACGAGCUAGACCCGAGAGUAAAGAAGAGUGCUUCAGAUUAUCCUGGCUUUAUGUCAAUGCAUGGCAAAAUGGAUGCAUCAUGUCUUCGAGCAUCUGCCUCAGACAGUACUCUGCUGUGUGGACGAAAUGCUCCCCUUGCCCGAUCCUUCUCAUCAGAUGACUUGCACAUGUCAAGAACUUCUUCAUCAUAUGAUCAGCAAGAUAGUACACAGCCACAAGAUGCUCAUAGGCACAGAACCCUCUCAUCAUAUGAUCUUGCUAGUAAAAAAUGUGUCCCGUUUGGGGACAUUGGAUCUCAAGGUUCUAUUUCUGAGGACUCCACUAAAUCCUUGUCAUCAAGCGAUCAACAGGUCAAUCAAGCUGGAAUUACUAGCAACCAAGAAAAACAUGAUAUUAAGAAAAAAACCUCCAAACCAUUUUUUGGGGAUCUUCUGUCUAGGAAGCCCAGCCCAGCUGUUGGGAAAGACCAUCAAACACUUGCUCAAGAUAAGUUCAAACGUAGAACUGUCUCAUCUAGUAAUCUUUUCCCCACCAGACCUGGGCCAUCUGGGAGGAGAGAAUUUCAUCGAUCGAAUUCUCAAGAACAGUCCAAACAAUCAUUUUUCCAAAUAUUUUCUAGAAAACAAGAACCCAUUGAUGAAGCAUAAUAUUUCAACUUCCAAAUUUUGGUACUACAAAUAAAAUUGUCUUUUGGUCAUACUAUGCAAAAUUAUUUUCAAUUAAUGAAAUUAUUAGUUUCAGUGUUUUUAUUUUCUGUUCUCUGAUCAUAGAAUAUAAAUCAUCAGUUGAUGAAAAACAAAAUGUUUGGUAUAAGAAAAUUAUGUACAGUAUAUUGUUGUCAAACACAAACUAGUAAAAAAAAAAAAAAGAAGAAAAGAUAAAGUUUGUUAAUUCUCAUAUUCUACCUGUAAAGCAGAGUUUGUUACACAAUGUGUGUGUGUGUGUGUGUGCAUGCAUGCGUGCAUGUGUGCACAUGCCUAUAUAUAUACACAUACACA
This is a messenger RNA of Homarus americanus (American lobster), 2568 nucleotides long. Its product is annotated as transmembrane and coiled-coil domain-containing protein 4-like. The transcript has 13 exons. NCBI's taxonomy places the organism in Eukaryota, Metazoa, Arthropoda, Malacostraca, Decapoda, Nephropidae. The record is from RefSeq and is a predicted model, not a curated record. The coding region runs from base 1 to 2217 and encodes 738 amino acids.